GACCAUCUGUUCUGUGAGGCUCCAGAGAGAGAGAGAGGGAGGGAGAGAGAGAGGUGACGUGUUCAGGUGGUGGACUGGCAGGAGCAUGCUGCCCACCGGUCAGGAGGCCGAACACAGCUCCAUUGACCUGGACAAGGCCUUCGCCCUGGCGUUUCUAGCCUUGCUCUGCCUCUUCCUCCUCACCAUGAUCUUCCGCUGCGCCCGCAUGGUCAUCGACCCCUACAGCGCCAUCCCCACCUCGACCUGGCAGGAGGAGCAGAUCUCAAACUGAGGCAUCAUGGGACAACCGCCAACGCUUGACCCCUGACCCCACCCGACCAAGACCCCUGCCUCUGAGGGGUUUUACCCUCCCAUUGGAUCUCAGGUGGAGUUGGGAUCAGACGGACUGGGAGGGGGGAGAUGAGAGGGUGGGGCUUGAGUUUGGGAUCUGAUGGUCUUCCACUCCCUCACCUCCCGACUUCCACCUUCCAGCUUCUGGAGAACUGCACCCCCCCUCCCUAUCUCUGUCACUCCCUCCCUAUCACUGUCACCUCCUCCACCCCCUCCCUAUCACUGU
Chiloscyllium plagiosum (whitespotted bambooshark) is the source of this 556-nucleotide messenger RNA. NCBI's taxonomy places the organism in Eukaryota, Metazoa, Chordata, Chondrichthyes, Orectolobiformes, Hemiscylliidae. The record is from RefSeq and is a predicted model, not a curated record.